UUUACAGUAAAUGCUUCUCAUGUUUACUGUGCUCUUUACUAAUUCUUUAAUGGUGAAAGCAAUUGUCAUACUUAUCCUUCCCAGGCAGUUAGUAAUGUUUUGGGAGUCAAGUGAGCUGAUACAUUGAACCUUUACUUGUUAGAGAUUUAUGUAACAACUGGCCUUCCAUAGUUAAACCACAACUUAAAUUAAAUCCGACUUCAGAAUACUGGCCCUAGAAUCUAAUCAAUGUUUUGGUCUUUGUUUCCUUUUCAGAUCGAAAUCAUGGCACUAAGAUAUCGUCAGUCAGAAUCAGUAAGGGGCCUUGUACAUAAUGAUUUUAUUUACCCAGCUCAUGGAAGAGUCAUCUAAUCAAUGUUUUGGUCUUUGUUUCCUUUUCAGAUCGAAAUCAUGGCACUAAGAUAUCGUCAGUCAGAAUCAGUAAGGGGCCUUGUACAUAAUGAUUUUAUUUACCCAGCUCAUGGAAGAGUCAUCUAAUCAAUGUUUUGGUCUUUGUUUCCUUUUCAGAUCGAAAUCAUGGCACUAAGAUAUCGUCAGUCAGAAUCAGUAAGGGGCCUUGUACAUAAUGAUUUUAUUUACCCAGCUCAUGGAAGAGUCAUAGAAGCCACAUAUUUAGGCAACCUAGUACACCCCUACUACUUGGUUACGACUGAUUACGAAGUUUCGAGGAGUGAGUUUGAAGUUAUUGUCGAAGGGCAGUAUGAAAUCGCAUUCGAGCAGAGUGAUUGGAGGUGGAUUACGUGCCUUCAAUAUUAUAUCCUCCGUUCGACGUUUCUUAAACAUGAGUGGAUAAUGGAGCACAUUCCAAAUGUCGACAGAACUCGUAAUGUGCCGGAGUACGGUGCGCAGAGAUGGCACCGCCCAAUAGUCAGGGAUCUGCAGCAUUGGCACCCUGAUGAUGAGAUACCUGCACCUAGGAGAUCCAAAUACAAGACCAAGACGUCAUCCAAUGACAAUAGAGCUCCAUGAACCAUGGACGGUAAUUACCCAACCGGUUUCUACUGCCCAGAAAGAAACCAACAAGAAAGACAUUCUCAGCAACAUCAGCAACAUGUUGCUCCCUACCCCAUGGAUCUACCAUACCACCCAACCUCACAACAUCAACCUGAGUUUGCAGUGGAUCAACCUCUCCGAGCAUUCCCUGCUCCACACACUGGCCCUGGACUUUCAAUGUUGAGCUCAAUAUAUCAUGAUUCAACUGCAGUGCCCCCAAAUGCAGGUACUGGUGCUAUUCACGAAGUUAAUAAUCAGCUGCCACCCAGAGGUCAAAAGGUCAAAUCAACAACUCAAUCAGCAACUUAUGCCCCACUUCUUACAUCUCCUAGAUCUCUUGUGGAAAACACAACACAAGAUGAAACACCCAAUCCACCAACUGCUGCUUCCAAACAAGUCCAGUCAAAGAAGCAGAGAAAGGCAGAUGGGCCAAGAAUUGUAUCGUUGUCAACCCCAGAACUACCGCAGAGUCUUGCUUUUAAAUGUUCACCUGAAGGUGUGGUUGAGGGCGUCCUUGCCAAGGGGAGGAUAGAGAAGGGUUCUGAGUUUGGACCGUACACAGGAUCGUUGAUGAGUGAGGAGCAAGGUUUGAUGAAGGAAUCAACAUGGGAGGUUUGCGUUUCUGGUCAAGUAUUCUUCUACCUCGAUGGACGCAAAACAUGGAUGUCUCACGCAAGAUGUGCACAGAGUGAAGAAGAACAGAACAUGGAAGCCUAUCAAUUCUAUGGUGAAAUCUACUUUAGAAACACUAAGGUCAUUGAACCAGGAAGUGAACUCAAGGUCUUCUACAACGCAGAAUACGCCAAGCGUGUUGGAAUCCAUACUAAAUUGAAUGAACUCCGGUUCAACAAGGAUGCACAGAAAUUUGAAUGCAGCUUAUGCAAAGAUCUGUUCACAUCUGCUAAACUAGUCCUUAGACACACACGAUAUGAACACUCCAGGGUACCAAGGGAAGAACUGUUUCCCAUAGUGAUUUGGAAAAGGAGAAAGCAGAAACGGUCUGAACCUCAGACAUGCACAUCUCAAAAAGAUUCAACGAUAAAUAAUGUUAGCAAAGCGGGAGAUGCUGAAUUCAGUUGUGGAACGUGUGAGAAGUAUUUUUCAAAUGUUGGCAAGCUCAGGGAGCACGAGUCAUUUCAUAAAUUCAACGAGGGUCACGUGUGUACCAUUUGUGACAAGAAGGAAACCAAUUUCUGGACGCUUGCGAAACACAUGAAGACGCACGAACCAGAGGGGAUGAAGUUUAAGUGCAAGGAAUGUAAUCAAAUCUACAACAGGAAGUCUGCACUGCGACAGCACCUGAGUGAGUUCCAUGGUCAUCGGUGUCGCAUCUGUUUGGCCAAGCUGACGCCUUGUGAGAAACAUAAGAAAACACAGCAAGCUUCAACCAAGAAUGGACCACAUGCAGGAAAGACAUUGGUGGUGUCUUCAGCCCCUGAAGAACCCAAGGAUAUGCUUGGCAAAACCACCAAUUACUACGAACGUCCUUUUAAGUGUCGAUAUUGUUCAAAUCGGUACAGUACCCGUAAUAGUGUGAAGGCGCACGAGAGAGAGCAGCACACAGGCGAUCUCUUCUUCAAGUGCCCUCAUUGUGAAAAGGUCUUUGGUCGAGAGUACCGGCUUAUAGAUCAUCUGCGAACCCAUGAGGAGAAUCGUAUGUAUCGCUGCACUCUCUGUCCUAGAACCUUCGCAUCGGAGAGCGCCCUCAACAACCACCAAGGUGAACAUAAUGGAUUGAAACCUUUCAAAUGUGAAAUCUGUGGCCGUGGAUUCCGGCUGAAGAGUGUAUAUCAUGCUCAUAAGCGGCGUAUGCAUCAGGAGAACCCUCUGCGUUUCUUCUGCUCUGUCUGCAACAAAGGAUUUACAAACAAGGGGAAUUUCACGAUACAUGAACGUCGUCAUAAAGGCAUCCGACCAUUUGUCUGCUUAGAAUGUGGGAAAAGUUUCACAGCAAAGCAUUGUCUGAACACUCACAUGAAGGCAAUGCAUACAGAGGAGAAAGCCUUUUCUUGUAACAUCUGUGGAAAGACUUUCUCGUUAAAUCAGAACUAUACGUAUCACAUGUUCAAACAUAAAGAACAGGGAGAUGUAAGCAGUACGAAAACAUAGAUACAUAAAAGCAUCAAAUAUUAAAGAAAUAGAUAUAUUAAAGCAGCUAUGAUUUUAGGGCAUUUUGCUAAAUUUUCUUAAAAACAAUUUGACAACUGAACAUUGUACCAUUCAUAUCAGUCUAGCAAAUAAGUUAGGCAGAUCAGGUGGGUGUUUCAUAAAGCUGUUCGUAAGAUACGAAUGACUUUACGCACGACUGGUGAUCCUUUCUUGUGAUAAAUGAUAUCCCUGUAUAAUUGAUAUAUGACCCAAUAACAUGUUCCAGUCGUGCGUAAAGUUGUGCGUAACUUUACAAACAGCUUUAUGAAACACCCCCCUGGUAUUGAUCACUUGUAUAUAUGCAGCAGUAUAGUGAAAUCUUUGCCUCAACCAUUGCCAAAUCUGAAUGUAUCAUGCAUAUUUUAACUCUGAAAUUUUCAAAUGAUUGGGAAUGCAAUUGUUUCGUAACUCUUGAAUAGAUUUUAUUGCACAGUAUGAUAAAGGCCAUGUCUGUUAUUUGUAUCUAGAGUAAAGAAAAGCAGUGCAGUGGAAGAUCUGUAAAUGAAGUCAAGUGAAAUUAUAAUCAAUAAUGAAUGGGAUAGUUCAUAUUUUUAGAGCACCUUUUCCACAAGAUACAAAGUAAUUUGAGAUGGCAUCCCAGGAGGGUGUUUCACAAAGAUUUAAGUAUGACUUAAAUCGCACUUAAAUGCCGACACAUAUCUGAAAGGCAACACGUUUAUUGAUCAAUAUUAAGAAGUAGUGCGCAUCCUCUUUUGCAUGAACUGACCAAUGCGGUUAUGCUUUUUAUAAUGCACGCAACUAGGCAUUUAAGGGCGACUAUUACUUAAAUCUUUGUGAAACAUCCCCCUGGUCAGCAUAGGAGAUAGACUAUACAAAUUACCAGGCGGUGAUAUGGGGUGAUAGGAUAUUAGAAAAGGUACGUCUUUAAAAGAUUUGUUUGAAUUAAUCCAAUAUUGGUGAUGAUUCAAGAAGAGGAUGGAGCUUAUUCCACAGCCUGGUGGGUGUUUCAUAAAGCUGGUCGUAAGUUAAGAGCGACUUUAAGAACAACUGGUGAUCCUUUCUUACGCGCUUAACCAUCGCCAAUGAUAAUACCAUUUACCACUAGAAAGGAUCACCAGUCGUUCUUAAAAUUGCUCUUAACUUACGAACAGCUUUAUGAAACACCCACCUGGGGCCUGUAUUACAAAGAGUUGCGAUUGAUCUGAUCAAUCGCAACUAUGGAAAGUCAACAUAUAAAAUGUAUGUUUGUUCAACAAAAAAUCUAGAUAUGAAUGUAUAUACAUAAUUCAUUGAUUUCUUGACAAUUUGGUGUGUUCUUCUUUGUUAAACAUAGGACAUUUUGCAAAUUUCCUGUAGAAAAAAUUAUGACACUGAUGGAUUUCCAUAGAGUUACAAUUGAUCGGAUCAAUCGUAACUCAUUGUAAGAUGGGGGCCCAGGAUGCAGUAGAGUAGAAAGCUGAAUGAUUAUCAAUUGCAAAUAGAACAAGCAUGGCUGCACCCAUACCUAAUGGUACAAUAUCAAUAAUGUUACGGGCCAAUAAAUUCAAGUAAGAAUUUUCAAGAUCUUUAAGGUGACACGACAUUUGCUCCUGUGUCAAUUUCUCUGGGAAUAAUUUUGUCUAAGAUUAGGGAUAGGGUUACCAUCUAGGUUUUAUGUUAGGUGUAGGGUAGGGUAUAGUGUUAAACCCAGAGCCAAAGUUGGUUAUUCGAUUAUUUUGUGGGAUUUAGAGCAAUUGUCGCCAGAGCAAAUGUGGAACCGUCUUUAAUAAACCUGAAUUUUGUAAGCGUUUCUUAGUAUAUAAUGUGCAUUGGUAUUAAUUUUACCAUGUUAUGGUAGAUCAAGUUUCGGUUUAUUUACACAAAGUAUAAUAACCAGUUGGUCCAAUAGCCAUUUAGUCCAUAUACCAUUUCGUCUAAUUAAACUUAAGUGUUAAUUGUGCAAAAUGAAUGAAAAGAAAAUGGGUAUUGGACCAACUGGUUAUUAGACGUAAUGUUAAUAGACGAACUGGUGAUUAGACAAAGUGAUGAUUGGACCAAAUGGUUGUUAGACAAAAUGUUGAUGGACGGAAUGGCAUUAGAUCAAAUGAAGGUAGACCAUGUGAUGAGUGGACGAAUUGGCAAUUUACCACAGAGUUAAGCAAGCUUAGGGUCAUUUUAUAUUAUUAUUGCUUGGAAAAAGAACGGACGUCUGGCUGGAAUUGAUUUUUCAGAAAUAACACUUUUUUCUACCAGAAUCACUUGGCUUAUUUUUUUUUUCAUACAUAAAAACACUUUCGAUGUCAUUUCAUUGGGGCAAUUCCAUAGGUUGAUGGACAUGAGCUUAAAAAUUCAAAUUCAAUAUAUAGCCCAUCUGAACUGUACAUUUUAAUUGUGUUUGCCUUACUUAUAAUUAUUGCUGGUUCUUUAAUUGAUGUUGAGGGCUUGAGGCAAGAAAUGGAAUGCAUUUGUUUUACAUUUUUUGAUUUACACAGCCCAAGCCAGAUCUCGUACAGUUUAGUGAAUACAUUACCAAUAUACUGACCAAUAAGUAAAAGAGAGGAGGAAACUUAUUCAGAAUGUUACCUUUAAACAUAAAUUGGUGUCUGAAAUCCUACUCGUAUUAUUACAGAAACAGAAACAUGAAUCUUACACACAUUGAAUUUUUAGUGACAUUUAUGUUGUUGACCAUACAUGGACAAAUUGUAACGUGAGUAACCGUAAUGUGAGUAACCACUUUAUCUGCACCCCUAGUAAAAACCAUGUGUUUUUUUUUUUUUAUUAUAUACAAAGUUUGUCUCCCUAAUAUACUUCUUUGAAAUGGAUAUAAUCAACUUUCAUAAAAGCCUUUUCACUUAUGUCGACUUUUCAUUUUAUGCAUGUCCAAAUCAUGUAACAUGAGCAACCGACACAUUUCAAAGAUUUGCCAGGAGCAUAAUUAAAUUGCUUAAGUUUUGUUUUUAUACAAACGAUAGUCAGACUGCAUACUUUGUCGUGAUAAAGAGAUGUUUAGUUCCUAUCAAUAAUAAUGGAGUUACAGCUCCAAGUAUGAGUCAAGGUGUCUCCAAAUGUAACGUGGGUAACCGUGGUAUAGCCCAUUAGAUGUUCAAGCUCAUUAUCAGAUAAGUACCACAAUUGACAUUUUUGUUGAUCUUUUCCUGUUUUGUACCUUACCUGCCUUCUUGCCUUAUACCUCGGUCACAUUUGCUCUACGGCGAGUCGAAAACAGCCGUUUUAUUCAAAGCACCUAUAUGUAGCUGGUACAAAAAAUGUUAAAACGGCUGUUUUCGACUCGCCGUGCGGCCGCCGUAGAGCAAAUGUGACCGAAGUAUUACUUCCCCAUAUAAACCAAAGUUUGAGUGCAAAGGUUAUGAUAGCUGCUCAUCCCUUGAUUAAAAUGUCAUUUCAUUGUAUUAUCCAUUUCUGCAUCUUGAAUUGCCAUCUCAUGCCAUGUUAUUUUAUAUUCACUAUUGAAUUGUACAGUGAUCAUCCUGUGAUGUAUAUCAGUGGCACAUUUGCUCUUGCGACAAUUACUCCAGGCUUAAUUUUGUCUGAGAUGCAGGGUUAGGGUUUUAUGUUAGGUUUAGGGUAUGGUAGGGUAUAGUGUUAAACCUAGGGUUUAAGUUUUAAGUUGGCCAUUCCAUAUUAGUGCGUGGAAUUUAGAGAGGAGCAAUUGUCGCAGGAGCAAAUUACAUGGAAUCUACAUAAUCUAUUUAAAAUCAUGUUUCAUAGUAUAGGACAAGAAAAAAAAUCUUAUGCCUAAAUGUGCGUAUUACUAGUAAUUGUUGCAAAGGCAUGCUUGUAAAACUUAAGCCAUGUUCAGACUGAUUUUUGUAUACAAGUAACAUGUUAUGAUUGUGCCCCUCCCCUCUGCAACCAGGACCAGUAUCAAUUGAAUGUUUGAUGUGUCAUAAACAUUCUUCUUGUGAUGUCAACAUUUACAGGUUUAUUUGGUGUUGUGUUUACACUACAAGGUAUAUAUGGUGUGGUCUUAUCUGCCAGAGCACUGCCUGGGGAGCAUUUCAUCAACAUUAUUGUCGGACAAGUUGUUAGAUUUGACAUCUUUCUUUGAUUUUGAUUGGCUGAGAAGCACUGUUACUAUGGUAUCUGUAGGAUAAAACAGGACUUGUCGGAUAAAACGUCUGACAUGUCCUUUCAUGAAACGCUCCCCUGGUGUUGCGUUUAACACCUAAGGUUUUACAGUGUAUCAGUCAUUUUGAUCAGAAGCAUAAUUUUCUACUUCUGACAAAGUAAAUUAAUUUUUCACUGGAAAUGUCAGUUACCACAGACGCCUCAAAUGCAAACUAUUUAUUAAAAGUCAUUUGUUGUGUCAACACCCAAGAGCAUCAAAAUUUGAUUACUUGAAGGGGAAGAACAUUUCUAUGGACAUCUUUGAUCUUUCAGGCUUGUUGUUGUGAAUGAUCAUAAAAGCGUACAAAUUUGAUCGGUGUACUAUAUAAUAAACCAAUACAAACAGGA
This is a messenger RNA of Lytechinus pictus (painted urchin), 7557 nucleotides long. Its product is annotated as histone-lysine N-methyltransferase PRDM9-like. Gene Ontology annotation, biological process: regulation of transcription by RNA polymerase II. NCBI's taxonomy places the organism in Eukaryota, Metazoa, Echinodermata, Echinoidea, Temnopleuroida, Toxopneustidae. Gene Ontology annotation, cellular component: chromosome. The coding region runs from base 973 to 3102 and encodes 709 amino acids. Gene Ontology annotation, molecular function: chromatin insulator sequence binding; protein binding. The record is from RefSeq and is a predicted model, not a curated record. The transcript is spliced from 6 exons.